Molecule: messenger RNA, 2054 nt
Organism: Phalacrocorax carbo (great cormorant)
Lineage: Eukaryota; Metazoa; Chordata; Aves; Suliformes; Phalacrocoracidae
Source: RefSeq, a predicted model, not a curated record
GCCUAUUUAUGGUUUUGGUUUUUUUCUUGGCAAAGGCAACUUCAGAAGUCAGACUCUGAUAUGGAAAAUGUGAUAGCUUAAGUCUAAAAACUUAACAGGAUUUUGCUAAUACAGAGGAGUGUGUUGGUGCUUGUAUAUAGGUAUACCGUAACUGCAGAUAAUCAAAAUCAAAUCAGGUUGAGCUAGGGUAAGUAAGCAAAGCUGCUGAGUGGAAUAGCCAGGCUUCUGAGCUUAAUGCAGGGAGGAGUUCCAUGCUUUUACCGGCAUGCCUGACUCCAGAGCUGGCAACUUGGGGUACAAGACAAUCUAGAGUCCACAAGGCACAUGGCCGGGUCCACGUGUGCUGACUUUCUCACUGGCUGCUGCUCCUGCUGCUGGAAAAGGCAUGUGGACGGCUGUCGUCAGAGUUGUACCAAAGGAAAGCUCAAAGGGAUGACGCCAGCUUGCCUUUUUUUUUUUUUUUUUUUUAAUCACUCAGCUGCACUGAAGCCCGACACCUCUGGUAGCCAGCGGUGGAGCAGUGAGAAGCUGGUUUUGUUGCUGCGCUUUUACGGGAGAAGCUUGGCUGUGUUAACUCUUGCCAAAACAAGCACCUAGACAACUCAAACUAAAUCCAGUGAUGGAGGUCGGCUCCACAGAAGCCAGCAUCAGCUCCCAGGGAGGCACCGGCUGGCUGGAUCUUACCCUUGUCACCUGCACUGAAACGGUGACUUUCACUGAAGUGGUGGCAGAAGAGGAGUGGGGAUCCUUUUACUAUUCUUUUAAGACAGAGCAGCUGGUGACUCUUUGGAUUCUCUUUAUUGUCACAAUUUCUGGAAAUGCCAUCGUGCUCUUCUCUAAUUGGAGGAGGAAGCGGAAAUCUCGAAUGACCUUCUUCGUUACACAGCUGGCAAUCACAGAUUCAUUCACGGGACUCAUAAACAUAAUGACUGACAUAAUUUGGCGCUACACUGGAGAUUUCAUGGCUCCUGAUAUCGUCUGCAGAGUCGUUCGCUAUUUCCAGGUGGUCCUUCUAUAUGCCUCGACUUACGUCCUUGUGUCACUAAGCAUAGACCGGUAUCAUGCCAUAGUUUACCCAAUGAAGUUCUUGCAAGGAGAAAGACAGGCAAAAGUUCUUAUUGGAGUGGCCUGGAGCCUCUCUUUCCUGUUCUCCAUACCGACUCUGAUUAUUUUUGGGAAACGGCAGCUCUCCAAUGGGGAAGUGCAGUGUUGGGCUCUCUGGCCUGAUGACUCCUACUGGAUACCCUAUAUGACGGUGGUGGCUUUCCUGGUGUACUUCAUUCCUCUGAUUGUUAUCAGCAUCAUAUACUCAAUCGUGAUUCGAACCAUCUGGAUGAAGAGCAAAGCUCAGGCUGUCAUCCUAUCCAGCUGCCCUGGUGGCAAAACUUCUGCUGGCUACACCAGUCGUGCGUUCAUAUCCAGGGCGAAAGUGAAAGCGAUCAAAUACAGCAUCGUAAUUAUCCUUGCAUUUGUUCUCUGUUGGAGCCCUUACUUUCUUUUUGAUAUCCUGGACAACUUCAACAUACUCCCUGAGACCAAAGAGCGCUUCUACGCAUCCGUGAUCAUUCAGAACCUGCCAGCUUUGAACAGUGCCAUCAACCCCCUCAUCUACUGCUUCUUCAGCAACCGCCUCUGUCCCCCUUUCGAGGAAAGAAGAACACGAAGGCUGGGGGGAACUUUCCAGGACAAGAGUGAUGGAGGGCAGGAGAUGCAGGUCCUGUCCAAACCAGAAUACAUCUAGCACAGGUGAUGCCCCGCAAAGACACGCCAGGACGUGUACCAAGGAAUGAAGAGAUCCGCCACAAGCCCUGAGCACACUGAGCUGAUGGACACCUACUGGAAAGAGCCCGCACCUCGCUGCUGUUAAGCAGCACAUGCAUUUUGCAUCAGCACUGCAGCUUCAGUAAUCUCACACUGCCAGUGCCAAACUCUGUCCAAGGGAUUUGCAUGCCACUGUUGUUAGGACUCAUCUUGGCCCUCUGUUUUUCAAGCAAGCUGUAAUAUAUAUGUAUUCUGAAUGGCAAAAAACAAUGUAAAUGGUGUUUAGUCAGAGU